Molecule: messenger RNA, 327 nt
Organism: Dujonia railenensis
Lineage: Eukaryota; Fungi; Ascomycota; Pichiomycetes; Serinales; Debaryomycetaceae
Source: the annotation of a GenBank genome assembly
AUGCUGUUUGCUUCUACACCAAAACCUCCAUAUUAUGUUGUUACAUUUGCGAGCCAGAGGUCUGAUUCGAACCCUGAAGAGUAUAAUGCAAUAGGCGAAAAAUUAGAUUCUCUCGCCCGAGAACAACCUGGCUUUCUUGGUGUAGAGUCCACGAGGGAUUCUAGUGGCUUCGGAAUAACCCUAUCUUAUUGGAAGGACAGACAAUCGAUUAUCAAUUGGAAGCAGAAUGCAGACCACUUAGUAGCUCAACAACUAGGAAAAGAGAGAUUCUACGAGAAUUUUACUACUAGAAUUGCUAAAGUUGAGAGAGAAUACUCACUUAAAUAG